GAUCUCUUAAGAGAAAAGCAAACAAGCCAUCCAAAGAAAUAAAACAACUCCUCGACACAGCAAAACUGUUAAAGAAAAAAGGAAUUUAUAGUUUUUACUUGCACCACAAAGUGACGACGAGUGCUGCCGUUUUCAAAAUUAACGAUUCGACUUCAGCUUCAACACACCACCACAGCAGCAACAAAAACUCUUUCAGUGUCCUCAUUGCAAGAUGUCUGACCCUCUUGUCCUCGGCCUCGAUUACGGGUCGGACUCUGCUCGUGCGGUGCUCGUCCGUGUUCGCGAUGGAAAGGAGCUGGGGAGCGCGGUGCACAACUACACGCGUUGGGCCAAUGGGCAGUACUGCAACCCCAAGGUAGUGCAGUACCGCCAGCACCCGCUGGACUACAUUGAGGCAGCGGAGUACGUCAUCAAAACUGUCCUAAAGAAUGCUGGACCGGAGGCCAGCAAACAAGUUGUCGGGCUCGGCUUCGACACGACAGGCAGCACCCCGUGUAUGGUGGACGAGACAUGCACCCCGCUGGCAAUGCGGGCAGACUUUGCUGAGAACCCGAAUGCAAUGUUUAUUCUGUGGAAGGAUCACACCUCGGUGCAGGAGGCUGCGGCCAUCAACGCACUGGCGCACAAGAGCACCCCCGACUACACCUCUUUUUGUGGCGGCACCUACUCCUCGGAGUGGUUCUGGUCGAAGGCCUUGCACGUGAUUCGCACCGAUGCGACGGUGGCACAGGCAGCCUACGGCGUGGUGGAGUGCAGUGAAUGGCUCCCCGCCUUUUUCACCGGCGUGCGUUCAUACGACAAGCUUGUGCGAGCUCGCUGCGCCUGCGGGCACAAGGCGAUGUGGAACGAGAGCUGGGGUGGCUUCCCGCCGCGCAGCUUCUUCGAGCAGCUGCACCCUCGCCUGGGCAUCUUUCGGUCCCGCAUGUCCGACGUCACGGAGACCGUCGACAAGCCGGUCGGCACGCUGACCGAGGAGUGGGCGCGCCGUCUUGGGUUGAGCACGAAGGUGGUGGUGGCGGGCGGCGCCAUCGAUGCCCAUUUUGGUGCCGUCGGAGCCGGCAUCAAAGCACAUUCGUUUGUGCGUGUCAUGGGGACGUCGACGUGCGACAUGAUGGUGAUCGACCCGAGCGUGCUCGGCCAGCGCCGCGUUCAGGGCAUCUGCGGCCAAGUCGAUGGAUCGAUUAUUCCGCACAUGAUCGGAAUGGAGGCGGGCCAGUCCGCCUACGGGGAUGUUUUUGCAUGGUUUUCGAAGCUGCUUCAGUACUCCUCCACACACGUCAUCGCAAAGUCCUCCGCCCUUGAUGAUGGGACGAAGACAAAACUCAUUCGCGAGGUUAAAAAAAAGAUGCUCACUACGUUGAGCGAGGACGCCGCACGCCUGCACCCUGGCGAGACCAGUGUGUACGCCCUCGACUGGUUCAACGGACGACGCACGCCCGACGCAAACCAACAUCUGAAAUCGGUCAUUGGCGGUCUCACUCUCGGCAGUGACGCGCCGAGCAUUUACCGCGCGUUGGUCGAGGCCACCGCCUUCGGCUCCCGCGCCAUCGUCGAGCGCUUCCGCCGCGAGGGUGUGCGCAUUGAUAACGUCAUUGCCGUGGGCGGUAUCGCGAAGAAGUCUCCGUUGACCAUUCAAAUUCUGGCCGAUGUGUUGAACAUGCCCAUCACGGUGUGCAGGAGCGCGCAAGUAUGCGCGCUUGGGUCGGCCAUUGCGGCUGCGACAGCUGCGGGGUGCUACAAGACCAUUCCCGAGGCGCAAGACAAGAUGGCCAGCGGGUCGUCCACGUCGUACCAGCCGUCCGCUGAGGCUGCGAAGGUGUACGAUGCCCUGUACAAACGGUACCAAGAGCUGGCAGCCAAAACCGAGCAGAUGUAUGCCCACAUGUAG
This is a messenger RNA of Leptomonas pyrrhocoris, 1888 nucleotides long. RefSeq names its product putative L-ribulokinase. Gene Ontology annotation, molecular function: ribulokinase activity; ATP binding. The transcript has a single exon. Lineage: Eukaryota; Euglenozoa; Kinetoplastea; Trypanosomatida; Trypanosomatidae. The record is from RefSeq and is a predicted model, not a curated record. Bases 212 to 1888 code for a protein of 558 amino acids.